Messenger RNA from Calliphora vicina (urban bluebottle blowfly), 1414 nucleotides. RefSeq lists its product as uncharacterized. The record is from RefSeq and is a predicted model, not a curated record. NCBI's taxonomy places the organism in Eukaryota, Metazoa, Arthropoda, Insecta, Diptera, Calliphoridae. The transcript has 6 exons. Bases 293 to 1201 code for a protein of 302 amino acids.
AAAGAAUUUUCAAAGCGAACGGUUGCAUUUGCCAGUGUUUCGCGGUAGUUGUAGUAUUUUUGGAGAAGAAAAAAAUAAACUAAAGAAUUGCAUAAAAGUGAAUAAAAUAAAAAAGAUUGUUAUUGUUGCACAAAGUAAAGAUAAAUAAAAAAAAACAAAUUCAAAUUCAAAAUAACAAAUACAAUAACAAACAAUUGUUUUGUUUAUAAUUAGAGAAAAUACCAAAUAAAAUUUUGAAAAAGAAAGUGUUUUGCAAUUUGCUACGCAGAAGAAAAACAAAAUACCCACAAAUAUGUCAGAUGCAAAUAAUGAAACAGCGGCGGUAACGCAGCAACAACAAUCUCCCCCACACAAUGGUAAAGAACGUUCCAAAUCCACAGAGGAGAAGGAGAUACCACGUGAACCAGCACUGGUGUGCAAAGACAUUAAUAUUAAGACUGAAUUGGAAUGCCUGGUUAAAUUGUUAGAUGGUAAAAUAUAUAAAGAGGAAGAAGUAUCCAUCGAAGAAAUGCAUCAGUAUUUAAUCGAAGACGAAGGCUCCUGGGCAUUGGGCGAUAACUUUUUGGUGUUUGUACAAAGAGUUUUACGAGAACAAUCGUUUUCUCCCGAUACCCGGAUACACUUAAUACGUACAUUGGCUUUUGCCGCCCUUAAAGACGAUGUCAUUAUUAUCUUGCAUCAAGAUCGUCGCGAUCACACUUUAAUGAAUUAUGGUUUCGAUAUUGAAAAGCAAACGCCAGAGGAACAACAAGCCUGGGCCAUGUUUAUGUGCAAUCUUUUUGAAAAUGUCAGUCCCUCGGAAUGGCUUUUAUAUAUUUCCGAAUGGGAUUAUAAUGGCCAGACCUUGUCGAAUAUACGUGUCACUACCAGAGUUGCUGUCCAUUGUAUUCUGUCCAGUUGUCCGGUAUUGAAAAAUAUUGGUUCCAUGAUUUUGUAUAAUGUUGCCAUUAAAGAAGUCAAGACUGUGGUCUUUGAUGAUGUUGCUGUUGAACUGACAAUGGCCAUUUUACAAUUCUUCCAAAGCAACCCCAAUGAAGAUCAAAUUUUCCGUUGUUGCAAGGCAUUGGCUAGAUUUUUGGAGGUCUCACCCGAUGUUGCUGCCAUUAUACAGAUGAUUGGACCACAUCCAAAACAAUUUGCCGGUAAAAGUGAACGUAUUGAUGAUUUAAUUAAUAUUAUUAGUCGUAAAGUACCCGCUUAAUAAGAAAUAUGUUAACAACAAAACCAGCAAGAAAUCUCAAUUAAAAUGUUAAAUUUUUUAAUAUUUAAUAAAUAUAAUUUUUAUAAGUUUUAUGAUUUAUCACAAACAUUAUGCACAACUAAUUUUUUAUAUACAUACAUAUAUAUAUAUAAAAAAUACAUUAUAAUAAAUUUUAACAAGAAAAUAAAUAUUAUUAAAAAAUUAUAAAAACAA